AUGGCAAUCUCACCACAAAGCUCCCUUGCUGGUAACAGCAGCCUAGACUCUCUCGAUGAUGCAGAGAAGGGCAUAUAUGACAGCUCGGCGGAAUUGAGGGCGCCUCCCCCUUUCGUCUACAUGGGCCAGAAGAGGGAACUUCACUUGGACACCCGCCUUUCCCCCACCUCCCCAGUCCACGAAGGCAUCACGCCGCUGUCCAGUGUGCCGGAACUGUCUCUGUCCAUGCCAAUAACUGCAAAGGCCAUCAACGCCAACGUACUUGAGACGACGGUCAAAAAGCCGGCACCACCAAAACCAAAGAUCAGUCGAUGGAUACUUGCAGAACUUUGGUUCAACACAUACCGGAGGUUCUUCACACUCAUUGUUUUGCUCAACUUGACUGGAAUUAUCGUGGCAGCACUAGGACGCUUUCCUUACGCUGAGAAUCACAUGGGCGCCUUGGUACUGGGCAACCUCCUCUGCGCCAUCCUGAUGCGAAACGAACUAUGGAUACGUUUUCUAUACACAAUUUGCAUAUACGGCCUGCGGGGGCUGGCUAGUGUUUAA
Diaporthe batatas is the source of this 549-nucleotide messenger RNA. RefSeq lists its product as uncharacterized. The record is from RefSeq and is a predicted model, not a curated record. The coding region runs from base 1 to 549 and encodes 182 amino acids. The transcript has 2 exons. NCBI's taxonomy places the organism in Eukaryota, Fungi, Ascomycota, Sordariomycetes, Diaporthales, Diaporthaceae.